Molecule: messenger RNA, 2316 nt
Organism: Westerdykella ornata
Lineage: Eukaryota; Fungi; Ascomycota; Dothideomycetes; Pleosporales; Sporormiaceae
Exons: 2
Coding region: 1-2316 (771 amino acids)
Source: RefSeq, a predicted model, not a curated record
AUGAGUGCGCGCCAAUCCCACCGGCCGCCUUCCUCGCCAUCCAGCAGCUAUACAGGAGCGAAGGCAACGCAUACGUCUGGACCCGAGCGCGAGGAAGAAGAUCUCUCCAUCAUAUCCGGACUCACCUCUCUUGAAAAUGAAGAGGACGCGGAGGUCGACGACCUCGAUCGGUUAAUCCUACAGAAUGCGCGCGACGAGCGACGACUUCGCGACGCGCUGCGGGGCAAUGUCCAGCCCUUCCGAAAUGCUCGAACGCACCCUCGCGUUGGGUUGACUAUGGAGAAUUUGGAGAGACAUGCGGGCCAUACGAAUGGAGCUGUGGGUAUCAAGGGCCCGUCAAGCAGCAGUGGAGGAUCAGAUCCAGCGGUGCGGCCGCCGCUGGAAUGGGGUCGCAAAGCCAGAGUUAGAAGGAACUGGCUGCAGACAAUCACGGCUGACUCUGAAGGAGGACAGAUCUCUCAGGCAGAAGAGAUGGGUCGGGACACCGCAGGCGCAACCCCGCGACCGACAGAUGCUGCGGACAUACCACGAAGGUCGGUUGAAGACAGUCCCCUUUCGCACAAGAGCUCUCAAAAAGGGACGCCUGUGCACUCGCGCCGGAAGACUCUGGAUUUGGAACAGGAGCCUGAUUUCGACUUUACCAUGGACUUCAAUGAGGCAUCUCUCAUUGCUUCGACCCCCUACGUCCCGCGCAAUCCUACAUUGGACGACAUUCGCCAGAGGGAAAUUGAGAGCCUGAGGGAGCAGGUGGUAAACAAAAGCCGGCCUGCGGAGAUGCGUGAAAGUUCCCCUGAGGAGGCAUCCCACCUGCGGCCCAUGGUCACAGAGCCCAAACCGCCCACUGAAAUCGCGGCGUGUGCGGAGUUGCGCCUGUCCCUUUCACCUGUAUUGACAGCGAGGAGGAGGCCGGAGAGUCUGGGCGUGGCCGAUACCGGACGAGUAGAAUCUCGAACACCGAAGCCCCUGUCAACCCAAGAAGACUCCCACAAUCUACUCCGGCGACUCGCGAGAGCCUCGAGCAAUACGCCUAGUCCUGGAAGGAUCCCCAACCAUGGUAGCCAAUCAGUUCCAGCGCUGCCGGAGACUAGACGGCCAGCGACCAAGUCAGCCCAAACCGAUCACCCACCGAGCGGAGCCUCUGAAAUAUCGAAGAGUCUCGUUCUGCGGUCUACUCAUGGAGAACCAGGUGGCGCCGAGAACCAGUUGGAGGCGAGAACUGCAUCAGGUUCCGACCAACAACCUGUAAUCAAUGCCGCUGAAAUGACGCCUGCACCGGCAGAGUCGUCAGCACGAUAUGUCAAGACUCCCGUGGUAACGGGUGCCUGGAUUGAUACUCCAGGCCCUAGAACCAUCCGUCGACCGGCGGGGGAGACGUCGCAGCCCCAUGCAAAACCUGCCGAAAAAGACAGUCCGUCCAAGGGAUCUCCGCAAACGGGAAGAGGGAUCGAGGAGGCGAAAUCGCCUACCCAGCCAGCAGCUCCCAUUGCAGUGACUCAUCCUACACUCCCAAGCUCUGCAUUACAAGCCUUGGUCGAGGGAGCUAGGGGCAAGGGCAAGGGUGGAGGAGGGCAACAAGAUGACGAGUUGGGAGAUUCCACAAUCGAUUCCCUAGAAGAGUUGAUAGAAUGUGGCAGAGAGGAACACACUGGUGAUUUGGAUGAAGACACGUUGCAAGGCUUACAGCUGCCUACGGAACCUCCAAAGAACGAGGCAGAACGGCAGCGACAGAAGGAACUGGCUCAGCUCCACAAGAUGAACCAGAGACUGAGGGCGGCUCGAACGAGCAUUCGAGACGCCAGCCGUGGGAUAAGGCGCGUUGAGCACCAGGUCGAGCACAUUGAAGGGGAAGGGGAGAGGACCAAGGUCGUCCAACGCGAACUCGUGGACGCCCGCAGCCUCUGGGGAAGUACCUGGAAGGGCUUCAAGCGGUUAUUCUACAAACCGGAACAUCCGGGACGUCAUGGACUCACGUGGCUGAGCAUUGCGCUGAUUACCUUUUGGAUCUGGUUCAUCUCGGAGAAUUUGGCUUGUGAGAGGUACUGCCACAAACUCUACGCGUCCGAGAUGGUCGGAUAUGGAGUCGUCUGGGACGCGCCGCGCUAUCCGUUUGUCCUGCCGACAUUACUUUGGCGCAAUUUGGUCCGACCGGUUGGGGCGCCGAUAUGGAACCUGAUAGCAUGGCUGUAUGAAGACGAAGCAGUUAAGGAGCACGCGACAGCCACAGCCGGGAGAGCUGCAACGAGGAUUUUCAGGCAGAGAUACACGGGGGAAACGUUUGAGCCGGAUCUCAGCAUGGGCGAUGAUGAAAUCAUCUAG